CUAUGAGCUAACCUAAAAAAUGCAGAAAGUGACAGUCACAGUCAAAACAAAAAUAAUGAAAUUAAAAUGAUUUUCAGAAAAUCUCUAUAAUCUAUUUAAUAGUUUCAAAAAUGAAUUAGAUAUACGAAUGCCAGUAUAAUGAUAAAAAAACUGAAGAUGAGGUCCCAGUUUUCAAACUUCCUGAGAAAUAUGUCUCGCGAACUUUCUCGAGGGAUGGAAUAUGCUAGUAUAAAUAAAAUACAUAAGACGGCUGGAAUGAUUGUUAUUGGAGAUGAGAUAUUGAAAGGACAAGUCACAGACACUAACUCCCCACUUUCCUGCCAAAUUUUACAUGACUUAGGUGUUAAGAUGAAAAAGAUUUCAGUUGUAGGAGAUGAUAUCACCGCAGUAAGUAGUGAGGUAUCCCAUUUUUCCAGUUCAUAUGACUAUGUAAUAACUACAGGAGGAAUUGGCCCAACACAUGAUGAUAUUACUUUUGAAGGAGUAGCUCAAGCUUUCAGUGAGCCCUUAGUAAAUAAUACUGAGAUUCAAGCUCUAUGUGAAAAAUACAAUCAUCAAUGUUCAAAGAUCAAACUUUCACGUAUACCACUGUCAGCUAAGUUGAAAUUUUACCCUGAACUGAAAUUUCCUAGAAUAAGUGUUAGAAAUGUAUUUUUGUUCCCUGGUAUUCCUGAGUUUUUCCAGAAAGCUUUCUUAGUUGUAGCGAAAGACUCAUUCCAGUGUAGCGGGCGGUUCUAUUCAAAAUCUGUGUAUCUUAAUGCAACAGAAGAACAAAUUUUGAAAGAUUUGAACUCCUUAGUGGCCCUUUGUCCAGCAGUGGAAUUUGGAUCUUAUCCAAAAAUUAAUGAUGAAUGCUAUAAGUUGAAAAUAACCAUUGAAUCCUCUGAUGAAGAAACUACUAAUAAGGCAUAUCUGAAAUUGUUGGAAUUGGUCCCCAAGCAGGUGGUAGUUGAUAUAAAGUUAUAGAAUUGACAUUAAUAAUAUGUUUAUGUACAUAAAAUUCAACAGUAUAUACACAAUAAAGAUUUGAGUUUUA
This is a messenger RNA of Coccinella septempunctata (seven-spotted ladybird), 1036 nucleotides long. Its product is annotated as FAD synthase-like. The transcript is spliced from 6 exons. The record is from RefSeq and is a predicted model, not a curated record. The coding region runs from base 139 to 966 and encodes 275 amino acids. Lineage: Eukaryota; Metazoa; Arthropoda; Insecta; Coleoptera; Coccinellidae.